CGUAGUCGUGCGUAAAAUCGGUGUAAAAUGGAGACGCGCGUCCUGGCAACGGUAACAACCCUCCUGUCGUGGAGUUACUGCGUGUUGGCCACGCAGGUCGCCUUCUCCAACUUCUCCGUGGACAACGAGGUGCACUCCAGUUUCAUCCAGCGGCGGCUGCGGAGCCAGGAGCGCAGGGAGAUGCAGCGGGAGAUCCUCUCCAUCCUGGGGCUGCCUCACCGGCCGCGGCCGCACGUCAACACCAAACACACCGCCGCCCCGAUGUUCAUGCUGGACCUGUACAACACCAUCUCCACAGAUGCACAGCCGCCAGGAUACUCUUACUACAAGCCCGCUUUACCCACCCAGGGCUCCUCCAUGAUGACCCCGCAGGACAGCCGCUUCCUGGAUGACGCAGACAUGGUGAUGAGUUUUGUCAAUCUGGUCGAUCAGGAGAAGGAUCUUCUGUUCCAGCAGCACAGAAGAGAAUUCAGAUUUGAUCUUUCCCGUAUUCCUGAAGGAGAGGCCGUCACAGCAGCAGAGUUCAGGAUAUAUAAAAAUGUUGUCCAGGAACGCUACGAGAACGAGACCUUCAUGGUCAGUGUGUACCAGGUCCUGGAGAAACCUCCAAACAGGUGCGGGGCCGAUGAUGGUGUUAAGGGCAACACCAUUGUCAUUCACAGACACACAGACGAGCAGGCGGCAGACGUGGGCCUGAGGGUCUGA
This is a messenger RNA of Notothenia coriiceps (black rockcod), 705 nucleotides long. RefSeq names its product bone morphogenetic protein 7-like. Gene Ontology annotation, molecular function: cytokine activity. Gene Ontology annotation, cellular component: extracellular region. Bases 28 to 705 code for a protein of 225 amino acids. The transcript is spliced from 4 exons. The record is from RefSeq and is a predicted model, not a curated record. NCBI's taxonomy places the organism in Eukaryota, Metazoa, Chordata, Actinopteri, Perciformes, Nototheniidae. Gene Ontology annotation, biological process: BMP signaling pathway.